ACAAUAUUGAAUAUUGUACAAAUUCUAAAUUGUAGUAAUUUUUGGUUUUACAAUAAAUUAAUUUCAAAAUGUUAAGUGUUUUAAAUACUAUUGAUACAGGUCAUGAAGACAUGAUACACGAUGCUGAAUUAGAUUACUACGGUUUGCGUUUGGCCACAUGUUCCUCGGACAACUCAGUAAAAGUUUACGAUAUCAAAAGCGGUACACAAACUCUCGUUGCCGAUCUGAAGGGCCACUUUGGGCCAGUAUGGCAAAUAGCUUGGGCUCAUCCUAAGUUUGGAAACCUCUUGGCGUCCUGCUCUUACGACCGCAAGGUUAUAAUCUGGAAAGAGUCUGGAGAGUGGACGAAAAUUUAUGAAUACACCGGCCACGAGAGUUCUGUCAAUUCGGUUGCCUGGGCGCCAGCCGAUUACGGACUAAUACUCGCCUGCUGCAGCUCCGAUGGUUCUAUUUCAACAAUUACUUAUAAUCAAGAAGGUGGCAACUGGGAAGUCAAGAAAAUCCCAGGAGCUCAUGCUAUUGGAGUAAAUUCUAUAAGUUGGUGCCCCGCAAUAUCGGCCGAUUUGAAUUUGGAUCCGCUCACCAACAAGGACGCCCCAAAACGCAUAGUGUCUGGUGGCUGCGAUAAUUUAAUAAAGAUAUGGAAAGAACAAGGAGACCAAUGGGUUGAGGAGAAUCGUUUGGAGAUGCACAUGGACUGGGUGAGAGAUGUAGCGUGGGCGCCAUCACUAGGCCUGCAGAGAUCCAUGAUUGCCAGCUGUUCCCAGGACAAGAGAGUAGUCAUCUGGUCCAGUGACGACAAUGUAUCUUGGACGCCAACAAUAUUGAAUACCUUUGAUGAUGUCAUAUGGAGUGUGAGCUGGUCUCUUACAGGAAACAUAUUAGCGGUGUCCGGAGGAGACAACAAAGUCAGUUUGUGGAGAGAGAACCCCGAUGGGCAAUGGAUAUGCAUUAGCGAGGUAGCUAAAGGAUUGGGGCAGACUCCCAGUGAAGAACGGAGUACACUUUGAGGGGCUUUAUUAAUUUUGUUUAUAAGUUUAUUCCUUUUUUUCUUUAAUUUUAAUUGUAAU
Molecule: messenger RNA, 1070 nt
Organism: Aricia agestis (brown argus)
Lineage: Eukaryota; Metazoa; Arthropoda; Insecta; Lepidoptera; Lycaenidae
Gene: Sec13
Product: protein SEC13 homolog
Exons: 2
Coding region: 69-1010 (313 amino acids)
Biological process (GO): protein import into nucleus; positive regulation of TOR signaling; COPII-coated vesicle budding
Cellular component (GO): COPII vesicle coat; nuclear pore outer ring
Molecular function (GO): structural molecule activity; protein binding
Source: RefSeq, a predicted model, not a curated record